This is a messenger RNA of Colletotrichum tamarilloi, 7302 nucleotides long. Its product is annotated as THO complex subunit 2. The coding region runs from base 1 to 7302 and encodes 2433 amino acids. Gene Ontology annotation, cellular component: THO complex part of transcription export complex. Gene Ontology annotation, biological process: mRNA processing; mRNA export from nucleus. Lineage: Eukaryota; Fungi; Ascomycota; Sordariomycetes; Glomerellales; Glomerellaceae. Gene Ontology annotation, molecular function: mRNA binding. The record is from RefSeq and is a predicted model, not a curated record. The transcript is spliced from 3 exons.
AUGCCUCCUAAACGCAAGGCUCGUGGUGGCCCUGCAGGCGAAGGCGGCAGACCCUCGCCCCAUCGACCCGGAGACAUGCCGCUGGGCCAGCGCGAACGAGAUUUUUCAGAGAGCGGAGGCAGAGGCGGCCGCGGUGGCAGAAACACUAGAAGAAACGAUCGCCGGGAUUCCGCCCAGGGACAACCAUCACAGCCUGGUACCCAGUCGGCAAGCGCUUCCCGCGUCACGUCCCCGACUGUCCCUCGCCCGCCCCCUACCCCAUCGCAGCCGCAACAUCCUGCACCGAUUGCAACAGGACCGCCUUCGGCACCAAUUUCGCAUCCGCCCUCCCCAGUACCGACAAGCUACUGCUAUGAGCAUCUCACCGACGAGGCGAUUACCUCAUGGGAAACCGGCAGCAGGCAAAAACUAGUCACCCAUGGGGUCGACUCACGGUCGGAUGUGGACAUUGAGGAACUGGCCGCCAUCUAUCAAGAGUUUAUCCAUGCCGUCAUUGAGGGGCGGCUAUCACCUGUUGACGCUGGCGCUUGCAUGAAAGAGAUCCUCGGCUCGGAAUCGCAAGAAAUGAUUAAGGAGUCUUUCUCGUUCGAGCCUCACACUCUCUUUCUCGAUACUUUGUCCAUAAUCUUCGAUAAUGACCGUGGUCUAUUCAGACCUCAGCUCCGCGACUUCAUUCAAGCAACAGGCGUCUCGUCCGAGCUUGUGCGCCAAACUCUAGAUGCUCAGCUUCUUCAAGAUUUGGGCAUGAUCCGCGAGACCUUCGUCAAGCUUGGUAUCAGGCGUGCGACAAAUCUUCUUUACCGACAAGCGAACUACAAUCUACUCCGCGAGGAGAGCGAAGGUUACUCCAAGCUCAUGACUGAGCUUUUCACAACUAGUAGCUCGGAGCCCCCGUCUGCCGAAACGGCACAUGCAGCUUUUGAACGUCUCAAGGGCCUUAUUGGAACUUUCGAUCUUGACGUUGGAAGAGUCCUCGACGUUACACUCGACGUCUUUGCAGCAGUCCUCAUCAAGCAGUUCCGAUUCUUCAUCAAACUUCUCAGAGUCAGCUCUUGGUGGCCGAGCAAUCAGAACCCUGCUUCGUCAACAUACGCAGGUGGCCUACCUCCCUGGGCUCUGCCCGACUCGUCACACUGGAUGACUAGCCAAGAAGUCGAACUUGAGAGUGCCGAGCUAAAGCGCCAACGCGAUAUUGAGUUCUGGGACCGCGCUCGUGAGGUUCACCUCGAUGCAUUCUUCCAGCUUGGAGGAAGACAAGUCACAGGUGACCACCUCAAGUUGCUUGAAGAAUCAGAGUCUGCAUCCGAGGCCGAAGUCAAUGCUGCAUCGGCAUGGAUGAAGCUGACAAAGACCCUCCCGCCUCAGGGAAACCGAACCGCUGCCCAGCUGCUUGGUUUCAAGCUACGAUUCUACGCCUCCGAUGCCAGAGAUCCCGAUGAUGUCCUGCCAGCUAACCUGCUUUACCUUGUCGCACUUCUCGUCAAGGUUGGCUUCAUGUCACUGGUCGACAUCUACCCACAUCUCUGGCCUCUUGACGAGGAGAUGGAAGCCAUGAGAGAAAAGAAGAUGAAGGAGCUGGACGAAAAGGAGAGGCAGAGCCGACCUGGCGCCGCACAAAACGCCCUACUUAUGGCGGGUGCCUUGCCUGACGACAGCGCACCGCCCCCCACGACUCGUACUCGAGCCGUUGCAGGAAAAGCAGAUGCGGAGUCCAAGGCAGACGCUGCUGCAGACGAAAAAGAAAAGCUACCAGAGCCCAUGGAGCAGAAGGCUGCAUUACUCAUCUGCCUUUUGACCAUUGGCGCCAUUCCUGAAUCUCUUUUCAUUCUUGGCCGCUUCCCUUGGCUACCAGAAGCCUAUCCUGAAGUUCUGGACAGGAUUCAUCGCAUUCUCAACUACAGUGUGGAGAAGGUCUAUCAAGAAAGUCGGCCAACUCCCGCCCGCUCGGUUGAGCCCGCCUCCAAACCAAUUGCCGACAUUGAUCAGAGCGGUGUACCCAAGGGUUCCGUCAAGCUAUCCACCUUACCAGCCAAGAAGUCUAUGAGAUGGCCAUUCCCCGACGGAUUCGACGGCAGAGAUCAGCAUUACAGGUUUUACUGGGACGAAUGGGCAGACAACGUCCCAGUGUGUCAGACUGUCGAAGACAUUUUCACAUUAUGCGACACGUUCCUGAAUCUUUCCGGCGUAAGCAUCGGCAAAGAUCCUGCAUUACUGGCCAAGUUUGUCAGCAUCGGUGCGAAGAGUUUGGCGGAAGACCGCUCCCAGCACAAUAUGGACCGGUGGCAGGACCUCUUGCGGCGCAUUCUGGUUCCUGCUCUCAGCAUGACCAACGCCAAUGCGGCUAUUGUCAACUCCGUCUGGGACCUGCUCAAGCUUUACCCUGUCACAACCCGAUACUCCAUCUACGCCGAGUGGUUUGAAGGCCAGAUUUCCCGACUGCCGGCAAUGAAGGCAGCCUUCACUCGCACUCGCGUAGAGACCAGAGGUGUGAUGAAGCGCAUUUCUCUCACGAAUCUCAGCGAGAUGGCCAAGUCGCUAGCCAAGACCAGCUAUUCGUCGCCAGGCAUUGUGUUCAAGGAGGCUCUGGGCCAGAUCGAGGCUUACGCAAAUCUCAUCGAAGCAUUUGUUGAGUGCGCCAAGUACUUCACUGAUCUGGCCUACGAUGUCCUGAUCUGGUCUCUCGUGAGCUCCAUGGGUGGAAAGCGAAGCCGUACUCAGGAAUCUUCCAUCCUGCUGACCAGCAAAUGGCUUCAAGCUCUUUCCAAGUUCGCCGGCAAAGUCUUCAAGCGGUACUCCAUUCUAGACUCGACACCUAUUCUUCAAUACGUGAAUGAUCAACUCUUCCAGGGCAACUCGACCGACUUGAUUAUUCUCAAAGAGCUCGUGUCGUCAAUGGGAGGUGUCGUGCAAGUUCUUGACUUUACCGACGAUCAAAUCUUGGCCAUGUCUGGAGGAGAGGUACUGCGACGCCAGACACUGCUCAGCCUCCAAGACAAGCGGUUUGAGUCGACUCGCAGCGCCAAGCGCCUCAUGCAGUCUCUUGUCGACUCGAAACUCGCUGGACGUCUGCUUAUCAACGUUGCUCAAUACCGACAAGCUGCCAUCUACAAGCUUCCCGACGAUGAGGCGCACAUCAAGUACAUCGGCUCGGUCAUCGAUGACAGCCAUCAGAUUCUGGUUCAGUAUCUCGAUCUUCUACGAACCAAUCUUGAGCCUCACGAGUUCGAGGCAUUGGUGCCUGCAAUCACUAUCCUCAUGCACGAAUUUGGACUUGACGCAAGCCUGGCGUUCCUCAUCGGUCGUGAGGGUGUCGCAUACAACAUGUUCACCAAAAAGCAAGACUCCACAGUCAACAUCGACUCCGACGGAGACUUGUCAAUGGCCCAAGACGCAACCGAAGCAAAGGAAGCCACUGAGGAGCCGUCUGAGGCGGAGGAGAAGAAGCCGACGCCGGCAGAGGUUCGGGAGAAGGCAAAGAAGGACGCCGGACGCCAGAUCCACGAGGCGCUCGAUCCCAUCGUUACGUCAAUGAAGUCCAUAACUCCAGGUACUUCAUGGACCAAGCUCAGCCCGGAGUUCUAUGUCCUCUUCUGGGCUCUCCAGCUCGGUGACAUCGAGGUCCCAGCUGCCAGUUACAACAACGCUCACAAGCGACUCUCGAACCUCAAGAAAGAGCUCGACAGAGAUCGCUCCGACAUGAGUCGCAGCGGUAUCAACAAGAAGGAAGCCAAGAAGGCUGAGCUGCUCAAGAUCAGUAACGAACUGCCGAAGGAAGCGGAUCUCCAGAUGAAGCGAGCGCGAGUCGUGCGAGAUUACAUGACGGAUCACAUGGAAACCUGGUUCACGGGUUCAGCGGAGAAGUUGAAUGGUCUGUCUGAUGCGAUCCUCGAGCAAUGCUUACUUCCCCGGCUGGUGCUCUCCGCUAGCGACGCUGAGUACUGCUAUGUGUUUAUCAAGAAGCUCCACAUGCUUGGCGCACCCAAAUUCCGUCUCAAGGCGUUGUAUGAUCGGCUAUUCUGCGUCAAUAGGCUGCGCGCCAUGAUCUUCACUUGCACAGUCCGCGAGGCAGAGCACUUGGGCAGGUUCCUCAACUGCAUCCUCAAAGACUUGGCUAGGUGGCAUCGUGACACGAACGCUUACGACAGAGAAGCGGUCGGCAAGCGCAGCUUCUUCCUUGGGUUUGCUACCGAGUUCGAUGACAAGGGACAGCCAUCAUCUUAUUAUGAUCAUGCGCAAUUCCGUGACAUCUUGUACGGCUGGCACAGCAAGCUCAAUUUGGCAUUGAAGUCGUGCCUUGCCGGCAUGGAAUGGAUGCACAUCCGUAACGCCAUGACGAUUCUUAAGGCGGUUCUCGAUCACUUCCCAGCAAUCACCUUCAUGGGCACACAGUUUAUCGAUCAACUAAAGACAAUCACAGAUCGUGAGGCAGCUUCGAAGACUGCGUCUGCUGGCGAGGAGGGACACCGCGUGGACCUGUCAGUCGCGGCGCAGGGUGCUUUGUCGGAAUUGCAGAGGAGAAAAGACAAAUGGAUUAUACCAGCCGGCUUCCGCCCGAACAUGAACGGCGGAAAGGCCAAGGACGAGUCGACCUCAACCAGUUUGCGCCCGACCGCGACUGAAUUCCAGCCUCGAUCAGCCAGGACCGCGGCAGAGCAGGAAGACGGCGAAGUCAAGGACGGCGAGGUCAAAGACAGCAAAGAUGCUGGAUCCCGAUCAGCAGCACCCUCGGCACCAGCUACGCUUACUCAAAAGGAUCCCAACUUGCCUCCCAAGCCCUCGGCCUCCCAGCCGGACACAGCAAAGGGAGGCUUCCCGCGUGGCGACAUCGGGUCCGCCACUUCGAGCAAGCCGCCAACACCAAAGCCGGCGAAUGCAACGCCCUUGCCGAACAAUAUGAACCACCGGGAUGUGCCUAGAUCGACUCCUACACCUACGGGACCAGACAGAAGUGCGCACAACCUGCCCAAGCGACCAGACGUCCCUAUCCCUGGCCAUUUCGGUCGUACUCAUUUCACUCCUGACGCUUUGCCAGACCGGGUCCGAGAACCGAGAGAUGCACGAGAACCUCGCGGUCCUAGGGAUACAAGAGAGUCUCGAGAUACCAGAGAUCACAGGGACCCACGCGAGCCCUCAAGAGAACUCAGAUUCGCCGAGCCAUCGCGGCCCGACCGCAGUCGAGACUUUUCUGGACAAGACAGGAGAGGACCAGAUGCUCCACCUAGAGAACCUGGUCGCCUUUCCGAGAAAGAUUGGCCCUCGAGACCAGACUCGCUGCCCCCUCGCCGCGAUCACGGGCCCCAUGAGCGCGAAGGUCGUCCCUCCCGAGACAGAGUGCCUCCAACAAAUGGACGUGUGUCUGAAUCGGGCAGACUGUCUAGAGAACCUGCUGUCGCCACCCCGCCAUCUCAACCUACGCAGAAGCCAGCGGAGGAUCCUCCUGUCAACCCUGCUCGCCUGGCCUUGAUCCAAGGAGACCAACCUGGUAGGUCUAACCGCUCAGACCGCCCGUCUCGAUCAUCAGAGACAGACCGGCGGAGUGGCCGGGGACCGCGCUCUCAGGAGACUCAGAGCCACGAGCAGCGGACUCUUGACCAGCGUGCUCCGGAGCCUGACCGUACUGAAUUGAUCAACCCUGAGCGUGCUGCCCUGAUCGGUGAGCCACAAACCGAAGCGCCAGCCAGGCCGACAAGGGAUGAGCCCAGAGACCGAAAUUCUCAACGAGGUCAUUCGCCGCGGAGAAACGGGCGAUUCAAUCCAGAAGCACCAGCAGAGCCUCCAAGGGAUGACAGACACGGCCGCUCCCAUCACUCGGAUCAUCGAUCCUCUGGAAGAGAGACGCAUGCGGAGCCUCCUGCCUAUAACCCCAGAACAGAACGGAUAGGCGACAGGGACGGUGACCGUUCUGGCCAAGACAAGGGUAGAGACGCAUUCCUGGGUCCUGGUCGAAACUCCGAACCUGACCACAGCCGCACUGCUCACCAGGACCAAAACUACGGUCGUCUGAACCCAAUCCAGUCGGUACUUGCCCCGAACGAGGUUCCACUAGGACCCCGUGGUCGUGGUCGAGCGGCUGCCCGAGGUGGAUCCGCGGGCACCCCCAACUCACGAUCUGAUGGUCGUUUCCCGAAUGCAGACAGCCCGGCGGCGCCUGAAGAACGGCAUCCACCCACAGGUCCGGCCUCAGGCAGAGGACGUCGUAAUCAGUACGAGUCUAAUCCGCCCGUCAACUCUCCGUCUGCCAUGACGCCGACCCCAGCAGCACACCCCGAUCGCGCCCGUGCUAUCAACUCGGGCCCGGCAGGCUCACCAACUCCAGCCUCGGGAGGACCUACCUUGGCUCCUGGUAUUCAUCCUGAUCGACUGGCACAGAUUGCGCCACCACCGCCUCCGCCUCCUGGGCAGCCACCUAGUCACGGUCACUCUCGGCCGCCACUGCCCCCUAUCAACACACCAGACCGCCCGUCAGGAGGCCAAGGUAACAACAACCGAACACCGACAGGCAAUUUCCCAGCUCCUACCGAUGGGGUACCAUCAGGACCGUCAUCGAAUGAUCGAGGUCGCAGCGGCGGCAGUCGUAGACAGCUUGCGGGUAUCAAUAGCACUUUGCAGCAAGCACAGGCCAACAUGCCUGAGACCAACAGAGGCACAAGUAUCCGCGGGCGUGGGGUUGCCAGAGGUAGUAUCGCUGGCUCCGAUGCUCAAGUUCUGACAGGUGCAUCACCGGUGUCUACGCCAGUCCAAGAACGUCCGAACCCUGUGGGACAAGAAAGGGCUCAGGCAAACGGUGAGGAUCAUUCACAAAACGAACACGAUCGCAGCCGUCGCGAGCAUCGUUCAGAGCGUGGUCGGCACUCAAGGCGCAGCAGUCGUGAACGAGAACGCAGUCCUGGUCGCGAAAGGGAGGGCAAGGAGCCCCGUGAGCACAGGGAGAGAAGGUCCGGAGCUCAAAAUCAGUCAUCCACUGGUCGAGACGAACGUGAAUCCCGGCGUUCUGGUCGAGAGCCGUCCGGCAGCACUAGGGAGUCGCAUGCGAACCCUACCCACGGCAGUAACCGGGAGAACACAGGAAGCAGUCGCGAAACUCGCCAUCGGACCGAUCGCGGAGAUGGCGGACGUGGAGAUGCAGCGACGGGGCCAAGGAACGAAGAGUGGGCUGGAAAUCCGCGGGGCGCGCCCAGAGGAGGACCUCGCGAGGGAGGUCUACGACCGAACGAUGACCGACGCGAAGAUCGGGGCCGAAAGCGUCGAAGCGAAGAUGCAGCAGGCUUUCCCAACGACCGAGAAAAGAGGCAGAGACGCUAG